This is a messenger RNA of Cydia splendana, 6538 nucleotides long. It is a transcript of the gene ptc, whose product is annotated as protein patched. The record is from RefSeq and is a predicted model, not a curated record. Gene Ontology annotation, cellular component: plasma membrane. Bases 599 to 4549 code for a protein of 1316 amino acids. NCBI's taxonomy places the organism in Eukaryota, Metazoa, Arthropoda, Insecta, Lepidoptera, Tortricidae. The transcript has 16 exons. Gene Ontology annotation, biological process: negative regulation of smoothened signaling pathway. Gene Ontology annotation, molecular function: hedgehog receptor activity; smoothened binding; hedgehog family protein binding.
GUGCAUACAGCACUUGUCUCAUUCAAAAAGUAUUUCUGUCCGCAUCAAGAAAUUAAAACAAAGUAUAUGACAACUACAAAUUUAGUCAUCAAAUUAAAAUGUUUAAUUACUUUCUCUAACUGGGGCCUGUUGUUGAUUGCAGCAUUUUCAGUUAAUGAUCCGUCGACAGUCAGAGCUGUUUAUUUUUCAUCCACCCUCUGCUCCUCUCUCCCAGCCUCCCACCCCUUCAGUGCGCGAGCGAGAUAGCCCUAUUACGUGUGUGGUCCCCAAGCGAGUGGUUCGGGCGUUUCCGCCUCCGCUCGUUCGUUUUCGUUCUCCAGAACGGCAACAUAACCUACAGAAUCAUGAUGGCGGCUCAACAAAUAGUCAGUGUUGCUCGACUCGCGCCAGUGGCUACACGUGUGUGUUGUGUGCGUUACUAUUGUAACGAAACUCGGUGCCGUUCCAUGUUUCGAACCGUACAGUGCUAGAUAAAAGUGACGAAUUACGGUGUACAAGUGUAUGGUUAUGUGGCGGCGAGUGAUAUGACAGCGUGUGCCGCCAGACGGACUCCGGCCGUCUUCAUGAGGAUACUGGUGACAAGCCUGGCCCCGAGAUCAUGGUGGCUCCCGAUUCCGAGGCUCCUUCGAAUCCUCGGAUAGUGCCAGCUACGCGUGAGAGCCCCUCCGCGGCCGAGGCGCGCCACAGCGCCGAUCUGUAUAUCCGCACCAGCUGGGUGGAUGCAGCACUAGCUCUCUCAGAACUUGAAAAGGGUAACAUCGAAGGCGGUCGCACGUCGCUGUGGAUCCGCGCGUGGCUGCAGGAGCAGCUGUUCGUGCUCGGGUGCUUCCUGCAGGGGGACGCGGGGAAGGUGCUCUUCGUGGCCAUCCUCGUGCUGUCCACCUUCUGCGUCGGCCUCAAGUCUGCGCAGAUACACUCGCGCGUCGAUCAGCUCUGGGUUCAAGAGGGUGGCAGAUUAGAAUCGGAACUGAAGUAUAUCGCUAAGGCCUUGGGCGAAACAGAUUCUUCAACGCACCAGCUCAUUAUCCAGACUGCUAAAGACCCGGAUGCGUCACUACUUCACGCGAAAGCACUCCUUGAUCAUCUAGAGGUGGUUAAGGCAGCAACUAGGGUAACGGUUCAUAUGUAUGACACUGAGUGGAGGCUCAAAGACCUCUGCUACAGUCCGAGUAUACCCGAUUUCGAGGAGUAUCACAUAGAAAAGAUCUUCGAAAACAUCAUCCCGUGCGCCAUUAUCACGCCACUUGAUUGUUUCUGGGAAGGAUCCCAAUUGCUAGGCCCGGAUUAUCCGAUAUCUGUACCUUUCCUUCAACACAAACUAAAAUGGACGCAGCUAAACCCACAAGAGGUGUUAGAAGAAGUAAAAGGACUGAAGAUCCAGUUCCCGCUGAGCACGAUGGAGGCGUACAUGAAGCGAGCUGGUAUCACGUCCGCCUACAUGAAGAAGCCGUGCCUGGACCCCACCGACACACACUGUCCAGACACUGCGCCCAACAAAAACGGCCAGAUUCCAGACGUGGCGGCCGUGCUGUCGAACGGGUGCUACGGGUUCGCAGCGGCGUACAUGCACUGGCCGGAGCAGCUGAUAGUGGGCGGGGUGACACGCAACAACACGUCGGCGCUGCGCAGCGCGCGCGCACUGCAGUCCGUCGUGCAGCUGAUGGGCGAGCGCGAGAUGUUUGAGUACUGGUCCGAGAGCCACAAGGUGCACCAUGUCGGCUGGAACCAGGAGAAGGCCGCUAGUAUACUCGACGCCUGGCAACGAAAGUUUGCAACUGAAGUAAGAAAGACUGCAGCCUCAGUAUCACCUUUGUACACCUUCCACCCGUUCUCCACGUCAACUUUAAACGACAUCCUAGGAAAAUUCUCCGAACUAUCCCUUAAGAACAUUGUUGUAGGAUACAUGAUCAUGUUAAUUUAUGUUGCCGUUACGUUGAUGCAAUGGCAGGAUCCCGUCCGUUCUCAAGCAGGAGUAGGCAUUGCCGGAGUACUUCUACUUUCCAUGUCAGUUGCCGCUGGAUUAGGCUUUUGUGCCCUAUUAGGUAUUCCAUUCAAUGCAACGAGUACACAGAUCGUGCCCUUCUUAGCAUUGGGUCUAGGCGUGCAGGAUAUGUUCCUUCUUACGCAUACGUACGUGGAACAGUCGGGAGACGUGCCACGGGAAGAGAGAACCGGCCUGGUGCUAAAGAAAAGUGGCCUGAGCGUCUUACUGGCGUCGCUUUGCAAUGCCAUGGCGUUCUUGGCUGCUGCACUUCUACCAAUACCAGCGCUUCGUGCCUUCUGUCUUCAGGCAGCUAUCCUCUUACUAUUCAACCUAGGAUCGAUGUUGCUGGUAUUUCCGGCGAUGAUCUCUUUGGAUCUGCGACGGCGAUCGGCUGCCCGUUCCGACUUGUUGUGCUGCAUAAUGCCAGAAAGCCCGCUCCCCACUCGAGUCAAACGGACGAGUGGAAGAUCCACUACACGUAGUGGAAAGACUGACAAGAAUGCUGUGAAAGAUACAAGUAGACAGCCUUUAGACCCAGACAAUGGAGGAGCUGAAGCAAAGAAACCGUGUUGUUUGAGCCUGUCUCUCACCAAGUGGGCGAAGACUCAUUACACACCAUUUAUCAUGCGGCCUGACGUUAAGGUGACGUCAAUGCUAGCGUUGAUCGCUGUCAUCUUAGCCAGUGUCUGGGGAGCGACGAAGGUUAAAGACGGACUCGAUCUAACUGACAUUGUACCUGAAAACACUGAUGAACAUGAGUUCCUGUCACGGCAAGAAAAGUACUUCGGCUUCUAUAAUAUGUACGCAGUCACGCAAGGCGAUUUCGAAUAUCCCACGAACCAGAAGCUUCUUUACGAGUACCACGAUCAGUUUGUACGGAUACCGAACAUCAUAAAGAACGACAAUGGAGGACUUACAAAGUUCUGGCUGAGUUUGUUCCGCGACUGGCUGUUAGAUCUUCAAGAUGCAUUCGACAGAGACUUCGCUAACGGGUGUAUAACAUCCGAGUUUUUCCACAGUAAUGCAAGCGACGAGGGCAUACUGGCAUACAAACUUCUAGUACAAACCGGACACGUGGACAAUCCCAUCGAAAAGGCCCUCAUCAAGGAUGUGAAGAACGGCCACCGACUAGUCGACAAGGAGGGCAUAAUUAAUCCGAAGGCUUUCUACAACUACCUGUCUGCGUGGGCUACUAACGAUGCUCUGGCUUAUGGCGCAUCCCAAGGAAACCUGAAACCUCAACCAAAGAGAUGGACACACCUUCCUAAAGACGAAAAUUUGAAUAUUCCAAAAUCAUCGCCGCUUAUUUACACCCAGCUCCCAUUCUACCUGUCCGGCCUCACGGACACUGAGAACAUAAAGAACAUGAUAAUGUCGGUGCGCGAGCUGUGCUUGAAGUUUGAGGCAAAGGGGCUAGCCAACUUUCCAUCUGGGAUCCCGUUCCUGUUCUGGGAGCAAUACUUAUAUCUGCGGACGUCAUUGAUGUACGCAUUGGGGUGCGCUUUAGCUGCAGUUUUUAUUGCGGUAAUGGUGCUCCUGCUGAACGCGUGGGCGGCGCUGCUGGUGACGCUGUCGCUGGCGCUGCUGGUGCUACAGCUGGUGGGCACCAUGGCCGCUCUCGGCGUCAAGCUGUCCGCCGUGCCCGCCGUGCUGCUCGUGCUCGCCAUCGGCAGGGGCGUGCACUUCACCGUUCAUCUUUGCUUGGCCUUCGUAACAUCCAUCGGCUGCCGUCGUCGGCGCGCGAUGCUGGCCGUGGAGGCGGUGCUGGCGCCCGUGCUGCACGGCGCGCUGGCCGCGGCGCUGGCGGCCUCCAUGCUCGCCACCAGCGAGUUCGGCUUCGUCGCCCGUCUCUUCCUGAGGCUGCUGCUUGCGCUCGUUAUCCUCGGCCUGAUCAACGGACUCCUGUUCUUCCCUAUCGUGCUGGCGCUGUUGGGGCCCGCUGCUGAGGUUCGACCUCUAGAGCACCCUGAGCGACUAUCAACUCCGUCCCCGAAAUGCUCGCCCAUAGCGAGUCGAAAAUCGAACUCUGACAAAUCUCGCAACAAGCCGUCGCCUCGCUCAUGCGCUCCUUCGCUCACCACCAUCACCGAGGAGCCGAGCUGGCACAGCUCGGGUCAAUCUGCGCAGUCCUCCAUGCAGUCCAUCGUGGUGCAACCAGAGGUGGUUGUCGAGACGACUACGUAUAACGGGAGUGACUCGAAUAGCGGCCGCUCUACGCCGACCAAGACUUCGCACUCUGGAUCUAUUACGACUAAGGUGACCGCCACAGCUAACAUAAAGGUGGAAGUGGUGACACCCAGUGACCGAAAAUCUCGACGCUCGUACCACUACUACGACCGCGACCGCCGCCGGGACCGCGACGACGAACGUGACCGCGACCGAGACCGAGACAGAGACCGGGACAGGGACCGAGAUCGGGACCGGGAUCGCGACAGAGAUCGCGAGAGAGACCGGGAUCGGUCCAGGGACAGACGGGACCGGUAUAGAGAUGAAAGGGAGCACCGCGCCUCGCCGCGCGAGAACGGACGAGACUCGGGCCACGAGAGUGACUCGUCGAGGCAUUGAACAUUCGAACUAAGCAACUUGACACCCUCAAGUGUGUAGUUUCAUAAUUGUGAAGUAAGACUUUAUCGCAUUAUUUGUUUUCUUUGGAUCUGAUCGUUAUAAGUAGGAAACGAUAUCUCUGUCUAAAGUUACACAAUCGUGUCUGUGGAUCGUAAGACGUCUUGAGGUGCGUAGCGAUGUUUGUAUUCAAAGCCUUGAGGCAGUAUUACAAAGAUUGUAAUUUUAAGCUAACAAUUCAUGAAAAUAACAAUUAGAUACAGUGGAGGCUACAAUAAUUUGUUUUGAAAGUGCUGGUUUGUAUUUAAGCAGCCAUUUCAAUACUGGGACCAAGGGGAGUUAAAAUUAACAAAUUUAACAGUUGGCUUAAUAAUAUUGUCGUACUUAGGUAUGUUUUUGUGUUCUUUGAAGUGUACUUUACACUCUUCUAAAUCCGCUACACGGUUAGAAAUUUGCUAAUUAAACUCCCCGUGGCUCUAGUGAUAUUGUUGGAUGAAGUCAUUCCACGAAUGCACUAGUGUUUGUAGCGGUGACGCGUGAUUCAGUGUGAACUCGAGGUUGAAUCUUAAAAGACCAAAUAUCAUUUUAAUUCUGUGUGUUCCUAUUUUAAAGACAUUUCCAUUUGUCUCCAUAAUGCUUCCUGUUAUAUUUUAUACCUUCUCUAAAGACUGUGGUCAAAUAUUAUUAUUAUGUAAUUUAUGAUAUUAUUUAUUUUACGUUUAUGAUUAUUCUUUCACCAGUGAAGUCUGUUAGAAAUCUCAGAUUUAUUGUACAAAUUAUUUAGUUACUCGUAGCGUUAGGUUAAGAAGCUAUUUAUGAGAUUACCUAGAUAUCUAACUGUAAUUUGUGAUCUUUAGGUAAACGUUCAUAUAAAAUUGUGAAGACUGCAUUUAACGAUCAAAACACAGUAUUCAGAGUACAAGGUAAGUAUAAACGCGCGGGCUCCGGCCGCGGCCGGCGCCGACCUCAUACAUAAGGGAACUAACCAAUAACGUUGUGACAUUUUGUGCAAAGUACUUAUUAGAUUAUAUUAAUUUAUACGCAUAUAACAUAAUGAUAUUCUGUAAAUAUAGUUUUAGUAUAACUAGGCGGACGAUGUUUGGCUGCGAAUAACAAGUUAUUUUAAUACUAUAGUUCGUUUUUUUAGCAUUAGAAAUAAGGUAAGCAAUCUUGAUGUGUCUUUUAAUUGAAAAACACAUUUUAAAAAUAAGUCACGGCAAAUAUGUAACAAUUAUGAAUCUAAUACGAUCAUUUAUAUUCUUCUGCUUUCAUAAGUAAUAGUUAUUGAUUUUUAAAAAGCGAUUUUCAAUUAAAAGUCAUGUCAAAAUCGCUUAUCUUCUUUCAAGUUCUUUCUAAUGCUAAAAAAAACGAACAAUAGCGAAUGGCAACUGUUGAAAUACACGCACAAAUAUUUGUAUAUCAGGGUAGCUAUGCUCCUCGCUACUGUCAAACUUCGGAAAUUUGUUUAAUUUUGUAAUAACUGGUUAUUCGCGGCCGGACGACUCGUCUGCAAGGCGGAACGUUUACACCUAGGUAAGCGAGGUGCCUACGACGAGUAGUGCACCAUUGUAUAGUUUAUUUUUAUACAAUUUUAACUGACGUAUUGUCGAAAAACUAUAGGUUGUAAUGUAAAUGAGUUGUGUUUGCUCUUAUAGGUAUUUGACCCAACGAACAGCUUAUAUUCAGCAAUUAGUCGCCAGGGAAGUGUUGUUUCUGGGACUUUAAAUCUUUGAUAAUAAAAGGUAACUUAUUCAAACAGUAGAACACUUCAGUGGUGAGUGAUUAGCCUUCUCCUUAUUUCUAAAUUAAUUCCUAUUGAGCAUUAAUGUGACAGCAGCUACUGCCCCAGUGUUUUUUUACGACAACGUAUAUUACUGUAAUUGAAUAUGAGAUUUUAAUAAAAAUAUUUUUACUUGAACAAAACACUUGACAAUAAUUUUAAAGGAAAGUUAAACUGUCACUGUAUUGAGAAAAUAAAAUAAUUUAAACUUA